Messenger RNA from Echinococcus granulosus, 1101 nucleotides. RefSeq lists its product as hypothetical. Lineage: Eukaryota; Metazoa; Platyhelminthes; Cestoda; Cyclophyllidea; Taeniidae. The record is from RefSeq and is a predicted model, not a curated record. The transcript has a single exon. Bases 1 to 1101 code for a protein of 366 amino acids.
AUGUCAUCAAAUAGGUAUGCGCAUUAUCGGUGCCUUCUUGGCUAUAUCGAAGUUUUUUCUGGACUCCUUGUCAACAUAGGGGAAUUGCUCUGCUUACGUGUCCCCCUUCUACUGCCCACAAUUGCCACCUACCAUGUGGGCACCAAUUAUGAGGGUCCUCUGAGGCUAUUUGAUCCCAUGUCCCAUGCCGGAGCCAGCUGCUGCAAAGCACUCGCCUUUGUGCGGCAAUUCUUUAACACCUUCAGGUCAAACCUCAUGCUUGCCACAUGUAUUCACAUGGGAUGGGAAACUAUUCAGCCGCUCAGCACCUUUACGAGUCUGUGUGCUGUCUUUCUAACUGCUCUACUGUCCUCUAUUCCGGUCCUGAUUCUCACUGACCACUGGAAAGUGUGGAAUCUGACAAUCUGCGAUUUUAACCAACGAAUACACUCUCUUCUUCUUGCCUGGACGAACGUGCACUGCAUCCUCUAUUGUGACAACCUAGUUUCCCUUUUGAUAGUUUUUACUCUCGGAUGGAAGGUAAACGCCCUUCAGCGUCAAUUCGAUGCGAGUUCCAGGUAUCUUCGUAACACAAUGCAUAAGUCUUCCUUCAUGUCAGCUCUAUUCACUGGUCUCAGCUCCAAACUAAAAUCAACUAGCGAAAGACUCGUUCUUCUCUCAUACUACUGUCGUUUUGUAGCAACCUUUAAGCUGCUUUCCGUCAUUGCGAAACUAGGCGUUUUCUUGAGCAAUGGAAAAUUGGCGGUAACACCCUUGGAUUAUACUAGUUUCUGCCUAUGGAAGGCAACAGUUGACAAUUACGCCUGUCUCUUGGAUGUGAUAUUAUUAAUGUUUGCACCUGUGUGGUGGUACUGCAAGAGUAUUCAACUGAGAGCUACAGUCGGUUGGAAUUGUUGCCAGGAGCAUCUUAACGAUACAGGCAAAGUAAGACGUAUUAUGCCUCCAAAUGAAGUUGUUACCGAAGAAGAAGGGAAAGUGGAAGCGAUUAGGUUUUUCAGCGAAGAUACUACAAGACAAGUUAUGAAGUACAGGGAAAGGUUUCUCACAGGAUCUAAAGAGUUUACGCGUCCGACACCACUACAAUUUCAUCGUCAGCGAUAG